AUGGCUACUCAGACUCCCGAGGAAGAAAUCAGCUUUUGGCCUGCAGCCACGCCGACAAUAAACAUGAUAGAACACCCAUGGCAAUUGCCUCCAGACCGAGAAACCGUCCAAGUCUUCAUCCCUUUGGUGCUUUCCACGCCUUAUAUUGUUAGUGACUUCCACAUCAGAACUCCAAAGUCGAGUAGGUAUAUCCACAGCCGUCGAUUCAUGGAAACUCAUGAUGUAAUGACCUUGACGCGCGCGACCUGUCGUUUUCGACAGCAGCCGGGUCUACCUAUCGAUGAGAAGCUCCUAGCCGAGCUAUUGUAUUGGGGCAUCGGGAACCCAACAUGGAAUCACUCGGAUCAGAAGGAACUGUUACGACCAAGGAAAUUGUGGCUCAAAGGCUGUCUAAUUGAGGUGUACGAGGGCGAAAUGCCCUUACCAUCACUACCACCUCCACUCCCAGACUCAUAUGCACCGAGUUUGGAUUCGAAUAAGCAUGUGUCUUCAUCUUCAUCAUCAGAUUUCAGCUCCCUGUUAUCGUUCCAGACUGCUUCCAGCCUUGCUUCGUAUUGGAGUGCUCGGACAACCGUUCGAUACGAUGCCAUCGUGGAAGCUGAUGAGACACCUAGUGCCGAACCACACGGGCCCUUGCAAAGAUUAGCGAUCGACUAUCAAGCUGAGUUGAAAGAAAGACAACUCAUACAAACCUUUGAUAAGGAGCUCAACUGGUCCGGAAGAGGUCAACAUGUGGUGUUUGAACCGAAAGAGCAGGUGCCGCUUGAAGUCAUCUCGUCUCUUGGUGCGUCGGCAACUGCAAGAGUGGAGAUGGUACGAUGUCGUCGAGUGGCAUUGGCGAGAAAGACAAUGAGAUGUAAGGGCGAUUGGAGCCAGAACAAUGUCCUCAGCGAAGUUCAACAUCUGCAGAAAUUCAAACAUUUCCAUGUUGUUCAACUAGUCGGGACAUACCUUCAAGGGCGAGAUUUCUCUCUUUUAAUGUAUCCCGCUGCCGACUGCCAUCUUGGAAUCUUCAUGGAGGACACCCAAGACUUGAGGAGCGAACUCAAAAACGGACGAUCGGAAGAAGCAACAACACGGUGGCCAGAGUACAACUCUCGCAUCCUUUUCUUGCAUCGCUCGCUCUACUGUCUUGCAUCCGCAGUGACCAGUGUCCACCAGCAGCUUGCGAGGCAUAUGGACAUAAAGCCUCAGAACAUUCUGGUCAAGUGGAGUGACAACAGCUUGUGGACGCCUUGGCAGAUCUACCUUUCAGAUUUUGGUCUAUCACGGACAUUCGCAGAUCAAUGUCACAGUCAAACGGACGGCCCAACGCCCUUGACUCCAAAGUACUGUGCGCCCGAAGUGUACGAGUAUGAAUCGCGUGGACGAUCUUCGGACAUAUUUUCUCUCGGCUGUGUCUACUCCGAGAUGCUGACCGUCGUCGCCGGAACUGCCUUGUCAGAAUUCGCCGAGUUUCGCCAGGACGAGGAUGGGGACCAAUCGUUCCACAGGAAUCUUGGGAAGGUCGCUGUCUGGAUGAACAAGAACUUCAUGUCUCCAACCAAAGUCCCACCAGAGGUAAUCAGCCUCGUCUGGAACAUGUUGCACACAAACCCAUCACAGCGCCCUAAAGCAUACAAAGUCAUGCAAUCGAUCAAAGCACAAGAUCCCAAUUUUCCAUUAUUCGGUGGGUGUUGUCGACGAGAUCCCGAACCCUACAUCGCAUAUAGUGGACCACCCGGCGCAGCUAUAUUCCCCAGGGAGUUAGGAGUAAAGUCAUUAACGGACCUGAUUGAACAUGCUUGA
Molecule: messenger RNA, 1788 nt
Organism: Paraphaeosphaeria sporulosa
Lineage: Eukaryota; Fungi; Ascomycota; Dothideomycetes; Pleosporales; Didymosphaeriaceae
Product: kinase-like protein
Exons: 1
Coding region: 1-1788 (595 amino acids)
Biological process (GO): protein phosphorylation
Molecular function (GO): ATP binding; protein kinase activity
Source: RefSeq, a predicted model, not a curated record